Messenger RNA from Ectocarpus sp. CCAP 1310/34, 2403 nucleotides. The record is from the annotation of a GenBank genome assembly. Lineage: Eukaryota; Phaeophyceae; Ectocarpales; Ectocarpaceae.
CUUUCCUCCCGACCAGCCAGUGCCACCACCAAUAUGGGCGACGGGGAGAAACCAUCGUGGCUUGGGAGCAUGAUAGAUCAAGUCGAUAGGUUGGCGCUGAAGAUCGGAGGCUACGAAGAACCCAAGCCUCCAGGAAACGGAUUCUCGGACGACGAAUCGGACAGCAACAGCACAAACAGCGGCAGCAGCAGCGAGGACGAGGAUUCAGGCGACUCUGGUUUCGAAGACACCGCGGAAGACGACGACGAUUCUGGUUUCGAAGACGCGGGUCCAUCGCCUGUUUUGAAAACAAGGACGGAAUACAAAGAGGAGGCUGCGGAAGGCGGAGAUGCUCCGCAGUCCGACGAUCUCGAGCCGAUGAAACCCGAACAAUCCUCAAAGCAGAUACCGCCUGUGUCAAUUGCGGAUAAUAUACCCUCUCUCUCGGUUAGGCGGUCACAAACCAGCCAAGAAAACUGCGACGAGAACGAUGUUCAAGGCUCGGAGGAAAAACCUCUUGGCAAGGAGUACCCACAGGUCGUAUCAAGCGGGGACAAUGCGCCGUUGGAUUCGGCAACAUCUUCACGCAGCGAAGGCCUGUUAACUAAGGACGAUGUGCCAGUGUUGGAGGGAGACCUUCCUAGACCACAAGGAGAUGGAAACUCUCCUCGACAGCCACUGGAUGUCGUCGGCGACGUGGAUUCCACGUUUAGCACUCCUGCUCACAGCCGAGACCGCGACGCGCUCAGAAAAGGGCCGCCUCUGGAUGCUGUACCUGUUGCUAGCAGUGCGGGCAGCCGGCGUGUGAAUCGCGAAAAAAAAAACAACGAAGGUCUCAACGCGAAGUCGCCCAUGAACACACAGAUCUUAAAGGAUGCAGGGCACGUAUCGCCGUCUGGAGCGCCGCGCCUCCCAGGGAGCAAGAAGAAAAAGAACUUUUCCUACGUGAGCGACACCACAUGGAUUAAGCCAAAGGAGGAACUGGCCGCCGAAACCUCCUCUCCACCGCUGGAGCUUGCGUCAAGAGCUGCCGUGACCGGUGGGCAUGCUCCGAGCCAAGUACCUCCUGCCAGAAAGCCUCUUGCGUCAGAUUGUGCCGCCGCCGAGGCUACGGAGGGCGCUGCUGAGGUCGAUCAAUCGUCGACACCACGGAGAAAUCGGCAUCGACCCCCACGGGAAAAGGAUCACGGGCUUAAGAAAGCUGACACAGAUUUUCCGAUGGAGACGCGACCGGAAGAGCCUUUGCAUGUGCGUGCCGAGGAUGGAAAGAGCAACGGCGGGAGGAUGCCAGUGACAGAAGAAAUCGCCGAGGCGGUUGCCCUGGCGCACCCGGAGGGUAGGCCCGCCCCAGACGAAACAGUGACAACACAUCUCCCCGAAGAUCAGGCCGAUGCGAACGGGCUCGAAGAGCCACACGAAAGAGAGAACGGGACUGGCCACGCACGGGCUUUCCAGGAGGGAGGCUAUCAAGAAGAAGCGCGCCAGGGGAUAGACGACAGGGAUGAGGUAGAACCUGGUAUCUGGAACGAGGGGGUGGCCACGAUCGGCGCAAAGAGAAUGUCGUCUGAGAACGGUAUGGGUUCUCCGGCAGAGGAAUGGAUUCUUGACUCUCCGGAGGGAUUCGCUCCUUCCAAACGAGGAAAGCUGCAAUCGGAACACCCCCUGGCCGUGAUGCGCCACUCGGCUCGUCUGGACGACGCCAUAUUCGAGCGACAACGAAUGCUCGGGGCAAUCACGGCGGGUAGCGGGAGCGACGAGGAUGUCGCCAAAAAGGCGGUCAGCGACGGAAGCAAGGGCUUGGAGAGUGGCGACGGGGACGAGUUAGCGGCGGUACCUUGGCCUGACAGGGCGCUCCGGCCUUACGAUCCUCCGAUAGUCGACACCGAUCUUCCCGCUCGACAAGCGAAGGCACUCGGCCGGCUCGGAAUGGGCUCGCAAACCGUGAUAGUUUGCUCUCCGUUCCGACGUUGCCUUCAGACGGCCGGCGUGGUUGCCCGGACGCUAGGCGUGGCAAGUGUUACGGUACACUUGCAAGUAGGAGAACGCAUGGACAAGGUGCGCAAGGAGAUCGCAGAGCUGGCUUUGGACAGCGAGGAGCGAUCGGAUGGCACCUUAGCAACGAAGGAGGCGGUCCCGGCGUUCAGCUACCUAGAGGAAGCGGACAUGCGCGCGGCACUCGGAGCAGGAGUGCAGUUAGAAAGAAUAAUCGGGGAACAGCCGCCAGAGGAGGAGAGCGGAAUAGAAGCAAAACAGCGUUUUAUAGCCACUAUCGCGAAAGUGCGUGAAGAGCAACUGCGUGAUAGUCCUGUGCUGGUGGUGGCCCACGGAGACACGCUGGACGCUGCUGGCGAAUCCCUAGCGUCUCAGAUUGUUUUCGAAGGUCAGAUGAUCUGUGCCGCCAUGUAUAGCUCACCACCUGUGUAG